This is a messenger RNA of Sinocyclocheilus anshuiensis, 2065 nucleotides long. RefSeq names its product UDP-glucuronosyltransferase 2C1-like. NCBI's taxonomy places the organism in Eukaryota, Metazoa, Chordata, Actinopteri, Cypriniformes, Cyprinidae. Bases 90 to 1697 code for a protein of 535 amino acids. Gene Ontology annotation, molecular function: glucuronosyltransferase activity. The record is from RefSeq and is a predicted model, not a curated record. The transcript has 6 exons.
GUACGCCCAGGGUCUCUUAAUCCAAACCUAAAGAGAAACCGCUCAUAUCAAACAAUCUGGUUGCCUGCUGCGUCUUCACGAGUGCUAAAAUGCAACGUUUGGGAAAGUCAUUUACACUUUUCGUAAUCGUCCUAUUCAGUGACUUGAGCUUUACGCAUUGUGGUAAUGUGCUUGUGCUGCCGGGAGAAUACAGCCACUGGUACAACAUGCGCAACAUUGUGGGCGAACUGUUGAACCGCAAUCACAGCGUGACGGUUCUGGUGAACUCAGCCUCGCCAACUAUAAACUUCACACAGCAAGAGAGGUUUCAGUAUCUGGUGUUUGAUGUGCCUUUGAAGGCGCACGAGGUGCACAGUCUGAGCGAACAGCUGGUCAAUAUCUGGAUGCAGUAUCCCAGACCAAAUAUGGUCCAAAUCGGUCUCCAGAUCAUGGAUGUGUUGGGGAAAGUGCGCGAAAUGCACCAGAUUAUGUGCGACCGCAUGCUGCGUAGCGAAACGCUUAUCAGUCGCUUGACGGCUUUAAAGUUUGAUGUGCUCUUAUAUGAUCCCAUGAUCAUAUGCAGUGACUUGCUGGCGAAUAUUCUGGAUCUUCCAGUCGUGCUUUCUCUACGGUUUUCGCUGGGGUUUUCCAUGGAGAGGAUGUGUGGACAGAUGCCCUCACCGCCUUCUUAUGUACCAGUUCCUCCGACGGAGAUGACAGAUCACAUGUGCUUCAUGGAAAGAGUUAAAAAUGUGAUUGUGUAUGUUGUUUAUUCAUUCGCGUUUCGGAUGGCCUCGAUGAGUUUGGAUAAUUACUACAGUGAAGUAUUAGGAAAACCCACAACCAUGUGUGAGACCAUGGGAAAAGCCGACAUCUGGUUGAUUAGAACUUACUGGGAUUUUGAGUAUCCACGCCCACUCCUGCCUAAUUUUAAAUUUGUUGGAGGACUACACUGUAAACCUGCCAAGCCUCUGUCGAAGGAACUGGAGGAGUUUGUUCAGAGCUCAGGAGAUCAUGGCAUCAUUGUGUUCUCAUUGGGUUCCAUGAUCGGCAACCUGACAAUGGAAAGAGCAAACACUAUUGCUUCUGCUCUUGGCCAGAUCCCACAAAAGGUUGUUUGGCGUUAUCAUGGGAAAACACCAGAAACUCUUGCCCCCAAUACAAAAAUCUAUGACUGGAUCCCACAGAAUGAUUUGCUUGGUCAUCCAAAAACAAAGGCCUUCAUUACCCAUGGUGGGACAAACGGACUGUAUGAGGCUAUUUAUCAUGGUGUCCCAAUGGUGGGCUUGCCACUGUUUGCUGACCAACCUGAUAACCUAAUGCACAUGAAAACCAAAGGAGCUGCUGUUGUUCUUGACAUCAACAAAAUGCAGUCCGAAGACCUGGUGGAUGCUCUCAAGACUGUCUUAAAUAAUCCAUCAUACAAGGAGAGCAUCAUGAGACUAUCCCGAAUCCAUCAUGAUCAGCCAAUGAAGCCUCUGGACCAGGCAGUUUACUGGAUUGAAUUUGUAAUGCGGAAUAAAGGAGCUAAACAUCUCAGAGUUCAGGCACAUGAUCUGAGCUGGUAUCAGUACCACUGCCUGGAUGUAGUGGCCUUCUUACUCUCAAUUGUUGCACUGAUCACAUUCCUCGUUAUUAAAACAUGCUGUUUCCUUUUCCGUAAAUGUUUCAGAAAGACUCGUCCUGAUGCCAAAGCAAAAAAGAGUAAAAAAGAGUGAAUGUAAAGUAGGUUCCCAUAUAGAAGCAUUGCCUUCAAUUGACUGCGGUACGUGUGUCAUCAUCACAUGUGUAUGAUGGCCAGUGUACAUUCCAAACCGUAUGUUCUUAUUGAAAUGAAUACAUGUGAAUGUUAAUAAUUAUGUACAAUAAUUACAUAAGAUGACAGAAAUAAAAACAUUUCUUUAAUAUAAUGCAUAUUACUGAUUGCUGAGAUGUAAACUAAAUGUAGGCUCGAACUGAGGGGUUCAUUUACAGUCAGUGAUGACAAUGGUUUUAAAUCAGUGAGGGAACUCUAGUUGGAGAGUCAGGGGCCAUUUAUUUACUUCAUAAUUUUCAGGCCCUUUCUGGUGAUCAGAGUCUAUUUAAA